Messenger RNA from Microthlaspi erraticum, 465 nucleotides. The record is from the annotation of a GenBank genome assembly. Lineage: Eukaryota; Viridiplantae; Streptophyta; Magnoliopsida; Brassicales; Brassicaceae.
AUGGUGCAAAGGUUAAGAACUUACACGACGGCGACCACACCGAGAUCUAAAGCGUAUUCUACGGCGUCGGCCGAGUACGGUGGUCAGAUACCCGCCACCACCACGUCGGCAGCGACGAAAGGUGACUUUAUUCCCAUUUACGUCUCCAUUGGGAUGAUUUCAUUGUCGGUGUCGUUCGGUGUCUACACGGCCUAUCUUCAUCUCCACGAAAACCCUAGCGUGCGUGUCAACAAGAAGACAAGAGCGACUGUUUCAGAGGUUGAGGAUCCCGAUAGAGUCAUGAACGAAGCGGACCGGUUUGCGAACAGGUCAUGGUUUAGGAAAAUCGCUCAUGUCCAAGAGUUCGAUAAGCAAGAAGUUAUUCCCGACCCAAUCAGGAAAGACCAGUUCGCUCAUAAACCUCGUGCCGUGACGCUUAAGGAUGUUGGAGUUGAUCCUAAGAUGUCGGCUGCUACGGCUCACUGA